Molecule: messenger RNA, 843 nt
Organism: Elaeis guineensis (African oil palm)
Lineage: Eukaryota; Viridiplantae; Streptophyta; Magnoliopsida; Arecales; Arecaceae
Source: RefSeq, a predicted model, not a curated record
AGUAAAAUUUAUAGAACCCAGGGCCUUGCACCUCAAGGCUCCCUCACAUGUCUCCCUGGGGGCACUCUGCAAAGGCAACCAAAUCCUGCUGAUUGAAGAUUACCAUUUGUUCUCCACCCAGUCCACCCUCUUUGUUUGUACCUACACUGCCUGCCAAGCCAACCAGCAUCAGAAGAGGAGGAGAAUGAGCUACCAGCAAGUCCCUCCCCAAGAAACCUACCCCCGACCAGGGUACUCCCAACCAUACCCGCCUCCGCAAUAUGAAUCUCAACCUUAUCCUCCACCUACACCACCGCAAGGAGUCUACCCUCCUCCCCCACCCCAAGCGAUAUAUCCCCCACCACCACCGGGAUACCAGGGCUACUUCCAUGAUGGGUACCCUCCGCCACCGCCGCCGCCACCACCAUCUCAACCGUACUACCAUAGACAUGAUCAUGAUUCCUCUUGCUUCUCAUUCAUACAAGGAUGUUUGGGUGCUCUUUGCUGCUGUUGUGUGUUGGAAGAGUGCUGCUUCUAAGGAGCCUUAAUGGGUAACAUGGAAAUAAGCUCUGUUUUUCUGCAUUGUCCUCUACAUAUUUCUUCAUCCAUAUUUCUCAGCAUGUUCCCCAUAUCAUGGUGGCUGUGGACUAUUAUAUAAGAUCAGUGGAACUCAUGGAUUGUGUGCAGCGUAGUUAUUAUUCCAUAAUGGCACCCUCUGGUGAACUUUGUAAUUUUUAUGGACAUUGUGUAUUAGAAUCAUGCAUGCCCUGGGAAUAGGCCGUGUAGCAAUUACAGAUCAACACAUGGAGGCAGAUGUAUGCCUGUGUAUCACACAAUCAUUAUGCGUCAUGUUUCCUACUCUUC